AUGGAUUGUUUGCCGGAAAUAGUGAUUUUGAAAGUAUUUUCUUUUUUGCCUGUUGCGGACUUGGGAAGAGUAGCCAAAGUCUGUAGUGACUGGCGACGCCUGGCGUAUGACCAUUCAUUAUGGAAAGCCGUGAAUGUGAAGCGACAAGCCACAAAGCUCGACGAAGAGACUCUGCACAUGCUCAUAAGGACAAGAUUUUCUCAUUCCCUUUCAAUUCUUCAUUUAGGCGGAUGUAAAGUUUCGCUGGAGUUACUGAGUGAAUUGAACAGAAAAUGUAAAAGUUUGAAAUAUUUGAUAUUCAGUCGCGGAUCAAAGCUGCGUCCACCAAGCCCACCUCCAAAGUACACAGAAAUCACAUACGAGUUCCCUUCACAGUUAGAACUGGUGGAAUUGAGGCCUAUUAAAGGGGAUUUCAGUUUCCUUGGUCGGAUAGCAAGACACUUCUGCGAGGUAAAAUACCUGGGUAUUGGAAAUAAUUCUUCGAAAGGCGCGGUCCCCUCUAUGUUCACCAAGAUGCAAAGGCUAGCCAUCCUUGACUGCACAAACUGCGACACAAUCACAGAUGAUGUUAUCGGUAAAGUGGCCGAAUGCUGCCCUCUUUUAGAGUCAUUUUGUUUAAACGGAUGUAAGUACGUUUACGGACGAACAUUUUGCACGCUAUUUCGAUCGUGUUCGCGAUUGCGCACUCUGCUUCUCCGUUAUACUCCGGUGCGUGAUGACUGUUUCGUGAUUCCAGAGUGGAAGUACGUGCCAGUAGAGGAACUCGACAUUUCAGCAUGCUCAAACAUUACGCAGAUAGGUCUUCUCAGUCUAGUCACCAAUGUGAAGACGCUGAAGUAUCUCAACUUGUCCUACUGCGGUGUUGGACGUGCAGUCACGGACGCUGUACUGCUGCAGAUAGCAAGACAGGAGACAGGAACAUUCUUAGAAAUGCUGGACGUACGAUGGAGUUUAACACUUACGCCCGAGGCACUAUACAUUCUAUCUCGAUCUUGCCCCAGGCUGAAAUGCUUAGGAGUAUAUCAGUCUUCUAACAUCAACCCAUCCGCUAUGGCAGAGGUUUUAAGGAUGCUACCGAAGUUGCAGAUUCUGGAAUAUGGAGCUUUCGGCAAGGCCAGCCUUUCCGAGAGCAUGUUUAUUCCAAAUAUGAUUCGUCAUUGUCAAUUUAUCGAAGCAAUCUCGCUGAUAAACUUCGCUUCAAUGGACUCUGUCGCCGAUGCUGUGCUAAUAAACGCUUUGGUGGAGAACAGCAAGUUUCUGAAACGUAUAAAUCUAUGCGAGCCCGAUCCAACGUUGCUAGAUUUAGUGCAAGAAUUGCCCCCGACCACCAAGGCAAAGGUGACUCAAAGAUGGCAGUGCGUGCUACCACCGCCCGACCAUACUUUGGAUGCGAUUAUUGCUAAGCUAAAAUACAACCCUCCUCACCCCCCACAUUAACUUUUUGUUUCCAAGUGCGCGCGCCUAUCUUAGAAAUUCGUAGAGACUUGAGGCUAGGCACAUGAUAACCACAUAAUUUCACGUGUUUAUGUAAGAUCUUCAAAGAUAUUGGAUACUUUGGGGGCAAUUUUUUUUAUUUUUUAAGCUUUCAAACUGAAAUGCAGGCUCGCGCUAACAAUGACUAUCCGACCAUCCUGUUCCUGGUCGGCGUAAAUCAUCGUUAGUUAGGAGUAUAUUAUGAAUUUAUUGACAGUUUUGAAUAUCAUUUUCGCUGGAUUAUUGAUUACUGAAGGACCAAGAUGAACCCAUAACUUCUUACUGACAAUUUAGGAGCCUUGUCAGUGCUUAUCUGUGAGUCAAUAAAAGAGCCGGUACUUUGUUUUCGUGUACUGUCGUGUCAAUAUUAGCAGAAGGUAUUGGUUUUUAAUAUUUACCACGUCAGUGAAUAGCAAUUUUCGCGCGUUUUGAUUGGCUCCCGUAAUUCGGAAUAUCCUUGGAUAUUCACUGUUUUGGGACGGGAUUCAUAAUGGCUUUUCGUUUCGCUACAGUUUCGAAAGAAGAAAUUUUAGCGGCAAAUGAAGCAGCUGCACGAACAAAUACGGCCAAAAAAGAGACACAAUUUAGCUUGUUGGUGUUUACUGGUCGGUAGAAAAAAAUUUUGUUGCUGAAUUUGCAACAUAAUCAUAAAAGAUGAUUCCCGACACACUGUCCACUGAAACGUAAACAAACUUUAAGUGACGUAUUUUAUUUACAAAAAGUUCCGUUUUGAUUUUUAUCCAACUGAUUUGGUAAAUACUAAAACAACUAUCCCCCUCAUAGUCGGUUCAUAACGCUAGAUAUAUUCCUCGACGAUUCGCGUCUCGGUAUAUAGGCUACCACUACUCACCUCCCCUUGGGGGGAUAGUUGUAUAGUAUUCUCCACUUUAGAAACGAGACAAAAACUGGGUCGAGUUAACGUUUGCAAGGACGUCUGGGACUCUUACUAAAGACAGGGAAAAAAUUGGCCAAUAGCUGACCGGUGCGUCCCCAGUAAGUCUUUGCGAAGCUAACCCUGCCCAGUUCCCCUCUCGUUUCUUAAAUGGGGAAUUGGCUUGGUUACGUCAUAGGAGCGCGAAUAAAGGAGGGCAGAUGGUAAAAGAAUGGGUGUUCACGCUCUGGUUAUUUACUGCAUGAAGGGCCUCUGUGUUUGCGCAGCAAAGUGUAUUAAAAAUGAAUGUUUAACACGAGAAUGAGGGAAGUGAUUCAUCGAAGUCGAAAAAACCAUAGCGCAGCCGUAGUAACAAACUUUAGAUCGGGUAAAACAUUCUUCCGAAUGUUUGAUAUGGCGUCCAAAAUAAAAUAAACAAAAGGCCAUUUUAUAGUUUUGGGCUUAGUGUCCUAGCCUUCGAGCGAACGUGAGGCUGAAGUUGAUCUUGUUUUAAUACAAACCUCCUUCCUUUCCUAAUGUAAAUUUUGCUCAAAAAUACUAGAAAGCAUAAGAACCACUUUCAAUUGCACCCAAAUAUAAAGGCCUUUGGCAACUUUUUCACACAUUUUUCAAUUUUUAAGGGCCAAGUGCUUGUGAGGCCGAGUGUUGGAAAUGGCCUUACAGCUGCAGGGCUUAAUUGAAUUCACUCAUCUUCGAUCCUAUAUUAGCUUCUUUCCCCGGUCAUUCCUAUCGAGUCAACAGAGUCAACACACGAUCGAAAAUGUGAAUCGAAUCUAAAUUAGAAAGUAACCUAUUUCGAACUUAGGUUAGAAUUUUAAAAAAAAAAAUCUGUUUACAUGCGUGUAAGAGCCAGAAAAAUAAAUGAUAUACCGCAACUCAUAUUUUGUGGUGAUACAUUAGUUUCUAAAUUAUUCAUGAUGCGCUGAAAAUAACAAGCAUAUCAUAACAGAUUACAAAACACUUUCUAAACAAUACUAAAAGGUUUAUUUAAUCUUUUCAUAAACGUUUACAUCUGAAGCAAUUUCAAACCACUGAUUUAUUUUUCAAUCUUUUUUGGCCUUCAAUUUUCACUAAUGAUCUUUCUACAAGACCGUUCUGGCAAUAUUCAAUUUUCCCAAAGUUUACUAUGGCGAAGAUUUCUGCUUGUUGUCGGUGGUGUAGACAUUGUGUGUUUUUCUGGAGAGGUUGCUUCUACAAAGAUGAAUUUCUCUUGGAAAGGUGAGUUCCUUGAGUUCUUAUUCAAAUCAAUACGGCGCUUUCGCGAAUGUCGCACGUUGAAUAUGCUUCACGUCUUAUAAAGUUUGCGAGCGCUUUAUUUUUCAGCUCAUCGCCGAUCUGCGUCAUAAACUAGGUAACUGUUACAUUGAUUACAUAAAAUCGUUAUUUCGGUGAUAGCGUCAAAUUCACUUACAUGUUUAAUCGAAAAAAGAGAAUAUAUCCAUACAAUUUAAUCGUCCAAUUUUAAUAUUUCAACCACAAUUGGGAUCAGUUUUUGUGAAGUUUAGUUUGAAAUUUUUGGCAAACGAACAAAUUUAAAGUUUACUUACUGUUCACAGCUAAAACCAAAGAUGUUUAGUUCUGUCUUAACAAAUAAUUUGCUCGACCUAAUCAUAAAUUUUGAAUAAAAAAAGAAAGAAAAGAAAAGAAAUUAAAAACGCACUCAAAGAACUCCUCAAGUUUUCUGGAAAAAUGACUUAGUGUUCUAUGAUCUUCUGUGGUCCUGUUUCUGAUUCUGAUUUCACCCAAUAUUACAUUUCCUAGUCAUACCAUAGCUUGUCGAAAUAUCUGGGAGGAUUUUGUUUGCAGAUGAAAUUGUUCUGUUUCUAUCUGUGCAAUAAAAGAUAAUUAUAGUAAUUAUUAUUAUUAUUACUAUUAUUAUCGAAAAUAGUAAUACAUCGCAAUAAUGAAUGUUAUAAAAACCUUUUUAUUUCCAGUUUCUAUGAAGAAAUCAGCCCACAAGAAUGGAAUUUACUUGAAAAUGAAGCUAGAAAAAUAAAAGGUGAAUUCUUUUUUUAGCAGGUUAAAAUGUAACGAGUUACUACUCUUACAAUUGCAAGAGAAAGGAACAAGAAUGUCCUGGAAAGGACGUUAACCAAAGCUAAACAUGAAGUCAUGGCGGAGGAACGGAACGAGGAGGGAGCAGUGAAAAACUUAGGUUUAGGAACAGGGCUAGAGAUUGAAGCUAAACCUUGAGACUGCGGAUCAACUUAGGCUUCUAGGAAACUGCCCACCUACCCCUCCCCUAACUCGACCUUAACAUUUACGUCUCACUUGGGGCAAAAAUUUGGGUUAGGGGAAGGGUAGGUGGGCAGUUUCCCAGAAACCUAAAUUGUUCCGCAGUCUCAGACUGCUUCCUCAAACUGCCUUUGUAACUGCGUCCGUUUAAGUCAGCUUGAAUUCUCGAUAGAAAAAUUUACAUGUUUUUAUCUACGAUAUCAUCUUCUUGGAUGCAGCCCCAAAACGUCAUUGUUUACCCCUCGAAAGAGGCAGUCCCCUUGCAUAUAUUUGCGCCUCUUUUAUAACUUAAAAGUACGUAAUCAUUUCUUAUUUUCUAGAUAACUCUACAGAGAAAAUUGUUCUGGUGGAGACAAAUGGCUUGCCGCCCUCAAAAGAGUCAAAAGAGACAGCAGUAAGCCAAAUUGAAACAUCAAAGCCUUGGCGUUCAUUAGUGGAUUUUUCCGCCAAAGAUUUCCUUGACUUAGAGACUAACCAAGAAAAGAGAAGUUUAAAUACAAAAAAAUUUCGGUCAUAUUCUCAACCGGAUUUUUUAGCUGAGAUGUGGAGUACUUCAGGAGGGUCGACAUCAAGGGUGAAAUCACUGAAAAAGAUAUUUCACAGGAAAAAAUAUGCACGAUUUAGGAACGAAAAAGAUUUGACUUUAGAUAGGCUACACCAAGAUGAUUUAGAGUGUGACACAUAUGGCAGGGAUACUGAGCUCGCUGGACAACGACAGCGGCAGACCAUUCUUGGAAGAGUGAAGUCUGGGCAACAGGAAGUAGUGGACGAGGAGCAUAAAUCUAGACUUAAACUGCAAACCAAAAUUCUUACCAAAAGAAGUCAGCGCUCCAGCCAUGAAAGAGAGCGACAAGACUUUCCUGGAAGUCUGGGAUCAUCAUCCACGUUCAACGACUAUGGUCAAAUCGAGGCUACCAUCUCAUUUGCAGCUCAUGUCAGAAGACAGGGUCCCGGAUUUUCAGCCAGUUGUACUCAAACCCUACGCACAUGUGAUUUGAAUACACUCGGCGAUUUGUUUGAAAGCGAGGUUCACAGUAACGUGACAUUCAAUCCUCUCUUUGAAGAUGACGACAGUGAUGAACACAAACGAGUACCCUUGAGGAGACACCGAUUGUAUACGAUCGAUGAAGAGUCGGAAGUUUACGACUCAGGCUCCUGACUCCAUGAAAUCCAAUUUACACUACUUGAAAAAAAAAACCACUUGAAAAAAAGAAGCUAAUAUUACAAAGAGCGCAAAGCGUUUAUGCGCGUGAAUAAUUUUGUAACAGUUUUACAAGGAAAAACAAAAAAGGAGAUGAAAGGUUUGUUUAACGGUAGGCAGGUAAAGAAAUUCCAAUUUGUAAAUAAUUUCAAGUUAGGUAGGUAGUCAUUUAACCCACAUAGAGAAGAACACAGCACUGUGAUUCCAGUUCCACUUGCACAGCUUUCAUGUAUUAUGACAACCGGAAGUGCUUCAUAAACCUUAGAAACACUCUCAGCAUUUUACAAGAAAGACGGUACCUAACGGUUACGCUAUGAGGCCUGGUAAUUGCCCUGGAAAUGAUUUCGGAGAUGUGUAACAGAAUUCGCAAGCGAUGCAACAACGUAUCCCCAGUUGCCUCUCAUUCAAGCAUGACGGCCGAGAAUUCUCCCUCAAAACCAAGACCUGCGCUAACCCAAUUAUAAAAAACCCAAACGACUUGUUUUAUGAUAAAGUCCCAACUGGCUACGCCAUGAGACCUGGUGAUUGCCCUGGAAACGACAUGUGGUUUAUAUACGCCCGAUCGACUUCUCUGGAAGAGUGUGCUAGACGCUACAGUAGCCACCCUACCUGUAUCUCGUUUAUGUUCUAUAAUGGCCAUUACCUUAACCUUAAACUGUAACUCAGUCAGGUUUUCGAUAUUUAAGAUUAAAGUUAUAUUUCAGUCAGAGUUCUAUUUAGGGUAUUUGAGGGGUAGAGGCUUCCCCCCCCCCAAAAAAGUAUAGCUUCCUCCCCCAAUAAAUAUUGUUAGUAAAAUCCAACUAGUAGUCUAUUAUCAUUGCUGCAUUCUGAUUGGUUGAGCUACUACUAGGCUAUAUGUUAUAGCCCCCUAGUAGCGAAAAGCGAGGACUUUUUGGCGGCAAAAAAGGAUUAAAGUCUCCCUUAACUAGCUAAAAUUUUCUAUUCUCGAUAUUUUUGACCAACUAGUUAGAUUUUACUAAAACAAUUAUUCCACUCGCCCUCAUGGCCUCUGAGUCAAUAGCCUAUUCGGCCUUCGGCCUCAUGGGCUAUUGACUCAGAGCCCGUUCGGGCUCGAGGAAUAAUUGUUAAUUAUCAUUACGAUAUAUAAGUAACUACAUCAGAAAAAUCAUCCGGACGCGACGAGGUCAGUGCACAUAAAGUAAGUAUUCCUUGUCUAAGGACACUAUAUGACAAGGAACAUGGGGUAUUCUUAAAUAAAAUACCACUGUAACAUUUCUAAAAAUUGUCUCAGAAGGCAGCAGAAGUACCGGCUCAAAAAAGAUGCAUAUACAGCCUCAAUUGAGAAACUUGUGUGGUACUGUAACAGUGCCUGUAUAAGUUGCCACAAAGGUGUUUGCAGGAAAAUUAGCCACCAUGCAAAGCAAAUUGUCAACCGUAAAAACUAAAAACACCAAGGGCGAAAAACUGCCAACAAUAAAUAUUCUGUUUUAUUGCUGUCUCUCUUAUUACAAUUGGUUUUCUGAGUAAAGAUUACGCCCAGCUAACAGAGUCCCUUUGACCAUUCCUAGGAAGAUUGAAGGAAACUCUGUUCGCUGGUCAUAGAGAUAAGGGCUAAGCGAAAGAGGGCAAAAAGGUGUUUUGCUUUAACUUAAUUGCUCCAUUCAAUACCUAACUGCCGGUUCAGGGCCAUUCUUAAUAAUAUCUGGAAAUAUUGUUAUGCCAGGGUAUAAAACUUGAAGGCUGUGCAGCACUAUGAAAACAGCUGUAAUAAGCACAGAAAAAGGGAAAUAAUCAAUCGAUAAUGUUAUUUGUUUUAACACCUCGCUAUUAGAGGUUAGGCCAUUUCAUGAUGACGACAUUUGACUUCAACUACAAGAAUUCGUUUCUUUUGUGAUUUUUUACCUAAAGUUAUUCAUCCCGCAGAGGUUGAAACAAUAGCCCUAAUUUGCUCAAGAAAACAACAAACUGAAGGAUUCUGAUGGUUGUAGUAAAAAUGAUGUCAUCGUGCAAUUGUUCUUUUACAGCUUAAAGCCAUGAUAAAUACGUUAAGAAAAGCUACAAUUUUGUCUUUAACUCAGCUUGUACAUUGCAGAUAAAAACGUUCUUACUUUAGUUACCUUGUUAGUUUUGGACAAGAAAUAUUCACCCACUAGUCAAGUACUGGGUAAAUCGCAAUAACUCUGACUUGUUUACAUAAUUGGUUUUAAACAUCAACGAAUUAAUAAAAAUAUACUCGAAGAUUGACGCAUCACCGAAGAUAACUUAUGACACCGCACUGGUCACUGAAGUGGUGUUGCACCGAAGUUAAUCACAGUAGUCUCUUGUAAAAACGGAAAGCAGGGAGUUCAAAAUAUUCUGAAACUGGGAAAAAAGUGAAUUAAUGAUAGUACUUUUUCGCAAUAUCAACUAGUUCUCAAUUUUUGAGAAUCCUUGAAAGCCGAACAAUAACUCCUUAUUCUCACCCUUGGCGUUAAUGCUUUUUGUGACUGAUGAUUGUUAUAGUUCUCCUAGGGUUUGUAAAAACGAUUUCAAAGACAUCUGGAACCACAAAAACUGACACCAGCAAUAGCGUGAUUAAGAAAGCCAAACAAACGUGUUAUGGUUGGUGUUUUUGGUUUUGAAAUAAAAGUACCCGUUGUCGUGAGGUCACGUGACAAGAGAGACAACAUCGUUCACUGCGCUGUUUAGUAUUUUAGUGCUAUGACAUAAAUUCCAUCAUCAAAACUUCAUCUAACCUCCACAACAAAAAAGAAACAAUAAUCUUGAGAGGUAAGAGUUUUCAUGUUGGUAUCUAAAUAACCUCUGAGCAUAUAUUAAAAUGAGCGUAACUUUUUAUAAAAUUAGAGAAGGUAGAUGAUCUUGAAGUUAUAAAUUUCCUUAUGAUGAUGUUGUGAUAUUUGUUUAGGGUCAACACCUUUGAAGCUAGAUAGUUUCAUAGCCAGCUAUUUGAUCAAGAAAAUGUAAAAGAAUGAAUUUUAUGCUUUCUAUGAGUAUGAAGAAGUCGACAGUGAGAUCGGAUGAAGGAUAGCCAGAAAAGAGAUUGAUUGAUUUCAUUGACAGCUUUUUUUCUAUCAGAAUAUGUCAACUGGUAGAUAAAAGAUAGCUGUCAAAGGAGAAUAAACAACUGUCUUUUCCAUUCACAUCAAAACAAUCUCUUUAUAAAAAGGGGAUCACCAUAUAACAUCCUCCCUUACUAUAACGCUGAUAAAACUGUUUAAUCAAUUGUCUGGAUAGUAAUUAAUCUAUUAAAUUAAUCUGGCAUCGUAUGAAUUAAAUUAGGGAAAAAUUACGUCACUGACGGAUCAAUUGAGUUUUGUAAAAACCGCAGGUAGGGUCAUAUCAAAAGUUUUAAGUCUCUCGUGUGAGAAACCAGAACUUCAAGAUCAUUGUGACAAUCAUAUGGCUAAAAAACUUUACAAUAAUUCUAUUAAAUGGAUUUAUCUAACAUUUUUUAAAAUUCUAAUACAGCGGAACCUUACAACCUCCGUUAUGAAUAAGACUAUAGGAUGUUCUUUACCCAACUGUAAGUUUUAAUAGCAAUUGUAUGGUAGGGUGUCCAAACGAAACGACUGCCAUUAAUUCCAAGUUUAUUUAUUGGCACGCCGGGGUUGCAUUUUUCUGUUUUAGGCGAAUGUGAUAUAGUGUGUAACGUACCUCUUACUAAAUUUUAAAAAGUCUGUAAAGAUUAAUAAAAACAGGAAAUUUUAAGUAUUUUCUUUCAAGCUUGUAUAGUGUACUUACAGAUAUAAAACGUUUAUCCUCAUCUUCUUUUUCUAUUUCCUCCCCCCUCCCCCAACCCCACCCGUCAGGAAUUCAUUUGCAUUCACUGGUGGUCGUUUCAUAAACAGACUCCUUUCCAGGGGCGCUCUGACAAACGUGAAGAGAAUUCAUUGCACCAAGGGACCUUUGCCCUUCCCAGCAUCCCUGCGACCUUAAUUACUUUCCCAGGUUUUUAUCACCUAGCAAUGAGGAGAGACUCAGUGCACGGGUGAGAGGCCGUCCCUGAGUUCUUUGAAAAUCUAACUACCGUGCUUUUUCAUUAUUCCAUCAACAAGAAGUCAUUAUGGACCGAGGACAGCUUCUAUUGGCUGUUUUGCUGUCAAUCACUUUCUGCGCAUACGCUCAACAGCAACAACAACAACAACAACAACAACACACAGGUACGAUUGCGUCGGCUUAGUAAGAAAAAAAUCCACUGCGUUGAUUGCUCCUUUAUGUAAGUCCUUCAGCUUCUCAGUAGCCUUCCACGCAGACGGUCUUAGGGGUUCGUCACGCGUUCCUGCACCACUAACUGCCCCACUUAGUGGGGCAGGAACCCCUAAGAACGUCUGCGUGGGAGGUUAUCUUCUUAGGCGACUGAAGAGAUAAGUUAUCUUUCUAUCAUAUUGUGCAUUAUGCAAUUAUGUGAGAGCAUGAGAGAAGUGGCGUCUUUGAUUUCAUGUUGUUCCACUGGCAUACGAGAUUACCUAUAGAAGCCAUCGAGGAGUUUACAAAUUCAAUCGAGAAAUUGAAAUAGUACAUCUAUUUACUACUACUUUAUCUGUUACAAACUUCAGUUUUUGCCAUGGUUGUUGGAAAGAAAGACCAAAAGUUACCAGGUAAGUACCAUUUAAAAUUUCCUGUGUAAGGAGUUCUGCUUCACAAGGAGCUGAUUCGAUUUAUAUUCUUCGUCUAAGAAAUCAAAGUUAACGGCGUGAAAAUGGACUUACAUACGCCACAAGGGAAUCAAGUGAGUCAGCAAGCAACAGGGGCUCUAGUACAAGGGCCUCCGUCAGGUAAGCAGAGAGGAGAACCUUAUGAUAUAGGACGCUACUACUACGGAACGUUAACGUUGUGGAAGGUACUGAACGCUCUUACCUCGGGUAAAACGAAAACGGAGUUGUAUUUAACCGAUGUUUUAUGGCCCUUUAACAAAGUGCAAAAACGGUGGACGAAAGAAGCAGGAACUUAAAAUAAGACAAAUUUGAAUAUUUUUCUCUCACUUCUCUCCAUUGUUCCUGUUCCGUUACCUUUGCUUCUUCUAUAUUAACUGAAAGCCUGGGACGGGCUAAUAGGUCGAAAAUUUUCAAGGAAUGUAUGGACUCAUAAACGCCUUUAACACCCACACUCUUUUGUAAGGAAAAGGACGACAUAUUGUAUAGGCUUCUAGGUUUAACUAUUUUUCAUAUAUUUAUAUGUGGAAGCAAAUUUUUAAUUGAGCAUGAUACAAACUUCUUCUGGUUACAAAUAACAAUGACCAGUGGAGUUCCGCUGGUAACGCUAAUGAAAUAAAUAAAACACAUUGAGGUAUAAAAUUGUAAUUAUCAUCGUUCUUUUUGCGCAACUUGGAAUAGUCCAAAUUUACAGACUUCCAUAGUAGUCCAUACUGAAGUUCUGUGAAUUUUAUCAAAACACAAUAUUUGCAAAUAAAAACAAAUCAUUUUAGCCCUCGCCCCUUCACUACUUUUACCUUACGACAUAUAACAUAUACUCGUGAUAUUAUUGAGUGCAAAGUACUGAAGCAAUCACUCAGUUUAACAUUACUAUUAUUAUGAUAUAUCAGUUCUCUUCUACAGCGAAUUUAACUUGAAUUGUCCACUUACACACAUAUACAGACCCCGAAACCUUCAUUGUUAAACACAAAGGCGCUGAUACAAAGGAAUCUAAACCUCCAGCAAUGGCAGGUAUGAACUUUACAAAUUUACCAUGAUAUAUAUAACCCAGAGCUUAGACCACAAAUACAUAACCUCUUAAUUUUCCUCAGGGGUGGUAUGUUUCCGGGCCGUCUAGUUACCAAUACAAGAGAGGGUGCAGCACGCAGCCUGCGAGCAAACUCUCCAUUUCUGGUAGCGAGUGAAACGAGCCGCGCUCCUCUCACUUUCCGUCCGUGCGUGAUUUCUCGCGAUAUCACGCAAAUGGGAAGCGUGUUCUAAAGUUAUCUUCCGCGAGCAGCGAGGAGAAGGGCUGGAUAAGAAGAUAAAAGAAAGAGCCAUACGUUUUUGGCGUGGUUGGCUUAACCUGUACUUCCUUAUUCUUAUCAUGAAGAUUUAGCAAGGAAAAUGCAAAAUCAAAUGAAAACCCGAAAGACCGAGGAAUGGAAAAAACGUGACCUCCUGUCCUCAAUUUGUCUUUCUGCCAAUGGUGACGAAGUUACUCUCGUCAUGUGUCUGCCUAGUUCUCCUUUAACACCGAGCUUCAAUCACUAGCGUGUUUUAAGAGAAGCCAACAAAGCCAUAAGAAAUAUGCAAUUCGUUUUAUAUUUUUUAACAUUAGACAGUUCUAAGCAGCGAAGAUACCAGCCUUGAACAGUUACAACCCUUGUUAUGGUUUUCUGUUUCGCUAAAUUGCAAUGGUAUUUAAUGCUGAAUUUACUUUUCCUCACUCUGCAGAGGCUAUAGUGAUGCCCUCAAAGCCCAAAACGGGUAAGUAAUAUAUAUUGAAAACCUAUCGUGUCCUUUCAAGGUGUGUAAUAACCUUUUGACGGAACACCCAUGGGCAAGUUUCGUUACUUCUACUCUACACGCUGAGGUUCAGUUUUGGACAGCAACAAAUAAUAAUAAUAAUAAUAUAAUAAUAAUAAUAAUAAUAAUAAUAAUAAAUGCACUUUAUUUGAGUGUCAAUGUAUUUAGCACGAAAGUGCGAAAGUGCUAAUUGGGGACACUAUAUUAACGUCUCCUGCUGGAGACGGGACCGCCAUUUUACGUGGUAGUCCGAGCCACGCGAAGGUCUAGCCACUUGCAGCGCAAAGGGAGUACGUUCAUUUCUCAGUUAUUUUAAGACCCUGAGUAUUGGUGCGGUCCCGGGAAUCGAACCCGCGACCUCCCGCUCUGCAGUAAGCGCUCUACCGACUGAGCUAAUCCUGCCGCGGCAAGCAUUUUGUCCAGUACAUAUUUAUGGCUUGAUAUUGACCAAGUUCCUUUUGGCGUUUUUAUGGACCGUCAAGAUAAUCAAGAGGACCUCUAGCUUCUUCAGGGUCUUUCACUAUCCACUCAUCCCAGAGGCCUUUCUAGUUAGGAUCAAAUUAAACACCAAUAUGUAUUUUUACCUUUGCUGAUAAUAACCGCAACGCCCACAUGGCUAAUGGAAAUUUCAAGAACACGAAAAAAUGGAAGCUACAAUUGGCGACAAAAUGAGUUGAGACACUUUGCCCUAAAUGAACUUUUUGACGUUUUCCGGACUUAAAAGGAGAAAAGAUAGGGUUUUCUCCCCCAUCCCCUCCAUGCAAUGUUGUGCCACUGUUCGAGCUACCUUUAGAAAACAAGAAACAUCCCAACUUUCAAUGGGGGGACAGGGGAGGGGUGUGGAUUCUUAUGUUUUUGAAGUUACCCUAUUUGAGUACAACGUCUCAACAAUUUUGUCGCCGAUUGUAUAUAUUUAAAAUUAUAAUUUUUUAUUUUUUAGGUCAGGAUAAAAUGAUGGAUAAACUUAACCUGACGAAAGAAGAAAAAGGUAAGAGAUUCUAAAGGUUAGUGUGGUGCAUUUUUUGGGUUUGCUUUAAAACGUUUUCUGAUGCGUCAGGUAAAGGUUAUAAUUAGCUCUUGUAGAGAAAACCGUCACCUACAAAACGGCUAUAUCUAUUUAGCAAGAGCCCUCCUACUUGUAUAAGAGCUAAUUUACUAAGUACCACCCUGUUGUUCCCACUACCCCAACAUUGACACAACCAGCCUUUUAAUGGGACAAAAUCAUUAAGGUGACCAACUUUCAUAACUAUCAAACUACUAUUGCAGAGAAAUUGUUUCCAUGCGAAAACUACCAACCUUAUUGUGACAAUUAUGCUGUAAACGGACAGUGCCGAGAUGUGUGGACGCAAAAGAACUGCAGGAAGAGCUGUAAACUAUGCGAUGGUAAGCAAAUCAAACCCCCUUACCAUUGAGUCAGUCCGUCGAUAUUCAGUAGUUGAAAAUUGAGUAUACAUUUAAAUUAUUGCACAGUGAUUUGUGAUUGGCUAAACUCCGCGCUGUUCGAGUCAAACAUACAUGUGCUUUCAAGUACUUAUAGGCGGGGAAUUUGAAUUUUGAAAGACUUCAAGGGAAGGAAAGAAGUUGUGUAAGUAUUGAGGUCAGGAGAAAAUUUCUCCCGCACAGGUUGCUCACUAGCCGACUGUGUUAAGCCUUCAUCCCUCUCGCCUAUUCAUUAAUCGGUGGAUGUCACAUAGAUUUGAGUCAAUUGCUGAAUGUGUUAUUAAACAUUUUAGUUCCUUAUGGAGUCUUUAUUGGAUGCCAGGAUCUCGAUGUCUGUAAAAGAUUCGCCACUUCGGCUUGCAUGCUUAGCUGGGUUAGAGACACGUGCAAGAGCAAAUGUGGUCAGUGUGAUUAUGGUAAGGAACGUGUGGCGCGUACUGGGUUUGUGGGCUCCUGAAAACAUGUAAUUACUCUUUUUAAAGGGGCUAUGCCACGAUGAUUUUGUGAUUUCAAAAAGGCCAAUUCUGUGCUGAAGUCAUUACUUAGAACCUUUUACCCAUACACAAAAUGCGUGACAUAGUCUUGAAUUACAAAACUCGCGAUGCGAGAAAAGUUUUUGCUUUUAAAAAGAUAGCAAAUCGCGAGAUAUAGUACUCUCUAAUUGUAAGUAGAAUUAUUUUCAGCAUGAAAGGCGUUUGAGAAGAAGCUGAACCUGCAACUUAAGGAACAUCAUAGUAUAUUCGCAGCAGUUUUUUAACACAUGACCCCUCUGCUUCUUGUAUUUUAGAGCGUCAAGCUAACAGCAAUAUAGUCAUGGGCAAAAAGAGACAUUUCUUUGGCAAGAAAGAUAAUCAUUCAGACAAACCUGUUGUUCAAAAGGACAAGGAAAAACACACUGAUAAAAAGAACCACAAGACUACUUCACACGACGGUAAACCUAAACAAAUUCAUAAAGCUCUAAAGACAAUCAGCAAAAAGGAAAAAGACAAAGUAAUCAAAGCGAUGAAAAUACAGAAAAUCAAGGCAGUCGCUCCUGAGAAGACCAGUAAAGGUGACGUGAAGGCUCAGGACAAACCGGAAAUUACCGGUUUGAAACCGGAAGCUGCUGUUGAUGAAAAACCAGUUCCAAAAGACGAAGAAGACGACAGUGAGGAGUCUGGUGAGGAGUCAAAAGCGGUGGUGAACAAGAGUGAUGAAAGCGACGCUGAUGAUGAUGACGAUACAGCUGAUAAUAAUAACGACAGUGAUGAGGUAGGUUGGACAGAGUUAUUCAGUCAAUAA
This is a messenger RNA of Porites lobata, 14923 nucleotides long. The record is from the annotation of a GenBank genome assembly. NCBI's taxonomy places the organism in Eukaryota, Metazoa, Cnidaria, Anthozoa, Scleractinia, Poritidae.